AUGGUCCUCCUUGUCGCCGGCAUUCAGAUGGGGUGUGUGGCAGGUGAGGGCCUGUUGUUGGAGUAUUCCCAGCGCGAGCCAAUGGAGUCCCGAGGGAAGAUGAAGGCGGAGUUCACCAUGAUCACCAUGGCAGGUUCCCUGGCUUCUGCCGGUUUUGUCGGUGUGUUCAUGAACGGCAAGGAGUACUUGGGCACGUUCGACUGGGGCAUGUCCUUCCGAAGCCUGAUGGCCGUGUGCUUCGUGAUCGCGACCGCCUUUAUCCCUCUAAGCCUUUGGUGCGUCAAGGAACCCAAGAAGGUGGCCCCCGCAUCGUGCUUGUCAAGCGUAAAAUCUUCAUGGAAGCUGAUCAAGAACAAAGGCCUGUCCGCCGUGCUGAUCUUCGCCUUCAUCAUGCAGUUCUUUUCCACCAUCUCGACAACUGCAGGGCCCAUGGUUCGCAGCCAGUGGGCUGAGGUGAAGGUCUUGCAGCAGCAGAUGUUCCUCAUGGGCACCAUGUUGGUAAUGAUGUUGGCAACUUGGGUCUACAAGGAGUACUUCCUCAACACCUGCUGGCGCAAGGCGAUUCUGCUUGCAGUCUUCGGCCUGACCAUCUCGGACUCCGUCCCAACUUUCCUCACCGUGUUCAAU
This is a messenger RNA of Symbiodinium pilosum, 627 nucleotides long. Lineage: Eukaryota; Dinophyceae; Suessiales; Symbiodiniaceae. The record is from the annotation of a GenBank genome assembly.